Macrosiphum euphorbiae (potato aphid) is the source of this 657-nucleotide messenger RNA. NCBI's taxonomy places the organism in Eukaryota, Metazoa, Arthropoda, Insecta, Hemiptera, Aphididae. The record is from the annotation of a GenBank genome assembly.
AUGAUGCAUUAUAAACUAAUAUUCUUAUUUUGUUCAGUGUUAAGUGGUAUUUACUGUUCUGAUACAAGUUAUGAUUCAAUAUCUGACGUUUAUUUAGAACAUGAAUUGAUUCCCAAUGCUGGUUUCACCAAACGCAGUUCUAUUCUUGUCAAUUUGGAGUCUAGGAACGAUGUUGUAUCUACUACUACUAUUAAUGAUUCAGACAUACAAUUAUUAAAACAAUUAGCAUCUAAAAAUGAACUAUACAGAUUAAAAGUCACCGUUAGAACAUUGUCUGGCAAAGAAACACGUUUUCUCACUUUUACUAGGGCAUGCCUUAUAGUUGGGUCUAAAUUAAAUGAUAUUUUAACACUACAUUUGGAUCAUUUAGACUCCCCAUUUGCGGUUAACUUAGCUACUACAUCUAACAACUGCAACAGUUUUAACGAAUUGGACACAAGUAACUUUACAACUACAGUAUUUUUCAGAAGACCAGAAAGCAGUCCAGUUCCCGAUACCGCAACUUAUAUUCAGAAGAUGGAACGUGAGCGUGACGCCAGGGAAAAAGGAAAAUCAAGCAAUAACAAAUCAAUGCUCGGAAAAUAUUGGAUGUAUAUAUUACCAUUAGUCAUAUUUAUGAUGAUUGCUGGUGCCUCAAAUCCAGAAGCAAGACAGUAA